AUGUCCUCAAAUAGCAAUCUACGGAAAUCAAUGCAAGUACAAGUUGACAACCAGCGAGCAGCUGAGGCCUUAAGAAUAGCGACACAGAAUGCUCAACAUCAACAACAACAACAACAGCUCCAUCACCGUCAACAACAAGAAGAACAUCACCAGAAGCUAUUGAUGCACCAACAACAACAGUUACACCAUCAGCAACAAUCACAGCUUCAUCACCAACAACACCAACAACAUCAACAGCGUCAACAACAACAGCAACAACAACAACAGUACCACAUGCAACAAGCAGCUGUGGCUCAUCAGCAACAACAACAACAACAACUGCCUCAGGCAACAGAAUUCUCUGGAUUGACUGAAUUUGAUCUCAAGUCCCGUGACUCCAAAUAUAGAAGAUGGACACCCAAAAUGGAUCAAUUCCUUAUAAAGCUAUUAUCAGAUGUGGUACAUUCCUACCCCAAGGGAGCUGAAGCGACAAUGACAAAAAAAGCUUGGGCAUAUGUUACUGGUCAAUUACGAGGUGCUAAUCCUGAAACUGUCUAUUCUACAUAUACGAAAUAUUCCUGUCAACAACAUUUAUUAAAUGUGAAUCAUCAUAGAUACAAGAUAUGGUUUGUGUUAAUGUUACAUCAAAAGAAUAACCCAAGUAAUACUGGAUAUUCAUAUAGAUGGAAUCCUGAUUUAGGAAGAUUUCAAAUAAUUGAUAAUACGACAGGGUCAUUGAUACUCGAUGAAAGACAAGUUAAGUCAUUGUUGUAUAGUGAAUCACUUUCAUUACCACCAUUAAGUGCUUUCAAUAAAGGGAAUUUGAUUGUGAAUGAUUUCUUCCUUAGUGAUAAUUUAAAAUAUAUGUCGGUAUAUCAUAAUGAAGUAUUACCAUUAUUAAUUCGAUUAGACCCAAAAUAUGCUGAAGGUUUAGGGGAUAUCUAUGGAGAAAUUCCUAAAUUCGAUUAUCAAGAAGCCAGUCAUGAAUAUUUCAAGCCUUUAAUCCCAUUAAAAACAAAAUCGUCAACUUCAGUCAACUCAACUCCAAAAUCGAAAAAGAGACGACAUUCAACCGCAGACUCAACAACUUCCUCGGGCACAUCCGUUUCAGGAACAGUAACAGCAAACACCACCGUUGGAGUCGUAGCCACCAGUAGCGGCAACUCUGGUCUCCCUCAUUCCCAUGCCCAUUCUCAUUCACAUAGUCACAAUCAUGUUCCUGAUGCUGACGAUGUGACAUCGCUACCAUUCUCCAAAUCGCUUCUUCAUGAUGGGCCGGAUCCAACUGAUGUCACUAUGCAUCAUCUCACCCGAGCCCACCAUCAACAACAUCAAAACCAUAUUCCUAAUGCUAUGGAUGAAUCAGUCGAUCCGGCAUUAAAGAGAUCAAGAAUAACAGAUACAACUACAAUUGAUUUCGAGAAUGCAUUAGCUAGUGCUGCAAUUGCUGCUAUUAACUCUCCACCAGUUACAAAUGGACGUGAUCCAACUCCAUACUAUAUCAAAGAUCGCAAAUGGUUUAAUAAAUUAAUUAAUUUACAUGAUAGUGGAUUAAUUGGGGUGGAUGAGGUUUUGUCUGUAUGUGAAGGAGUUAGGGAUAAUAAAAUACCUUUGUUUAUGUUGAAUGUGUUGGAUCAUUCUUAUUAUCCUACUAGAAAUAAUGCUGGGAGUAUGACUGAAGAUAUACCUGAUGAAGAAAUGGCCAAGAGAAUAAGAGAAUUUAUGCUUCCUAUGGUAUAUAAUUCAUGA
Molecule: messenger RNA, 1728 nt
Organism: Hemisphaericaspora subhashii
Lineage: Eukaryota; Fungi; Ascomycota; Pichiomycetes; Serinales; Debaryomycetaceae
Exons: 1
Coding region: 1-1728 (575 amino acids)
Source: RefSeq, a predicted model, not a curated record